AUGACUAACAAAAACUUUUCAUAUGAGGUAUCUCAAGUCUCCCCCAAAGACUUUACUUUGCACUCGACUCUGCCGAUUGAGACCCAGCACAUGGUACUAGGUGAGCUGGACAUCGUUUCACUCCUUACAUCUCGACCCGAUAUUGAGCUCGUCAUGAGCACAGUCAACGCCAUGUCGAAUUACGACAAGAUCAUUCGUCAAGCGUGGAAUUUUCUGCGCAUGGCUCUGGCCAUCAAUACUGCCCAUUCUUUCACGCUUAAGCAACUCUUCGCAAAGGUAUACCAGAAGCAAUGCAGCAUCAAAGGUUGCGAAAAUCCUGCGCCAUACAUGGACAUAUUCAUACUCACCCGCUGA
Parastagonospora nodorum SN15 is the source of this 354-nucleotide messenger RNA. RefSeq lists its product as hypothetical. The record is from RefSeq and is a predicted model, not a curated record. The transcript has 2 exons. The coding region runs from base 1 to 354 and encodes 117 amino acids. Lineage: Eukaryota; Fungi; Ascomycota; Dothideomycetes; Pleosporales; Phaeosphaeriaceae.